AUGUGUUUAAAAUUCAAAAUUGUUUUCUCUUUCAGAUGUCAAACAUAACAAGUCCCCAGCGGUUUUCGGGAACGUUUGACCACUUUUAUGAUGGGCAUUAUGAACCAGAUAUUACAUCCGUCAUGAAGGUUCCAAAGAGAAUACGUGUUACAGGUGAAAAUGAAGAUGACCCAACAGUCAAUUGGGCUCGAUAUAAUGGCCAUAGUGAGAAGCUUGAAAUGAAUGUACCAGACCGGAUUGUUGUGGCAGGUAUGGUGUCGUUACCCGAGAAGCUAGUUGUUGCAGGAGGAGAACAACACAUAGGCACUAGGGGUAUACCUCGUGAGGUGGAAUUAGAGAAGUCUAUCAUGCCUCAGCCAGAUCCUACCUUAUAUAGAGUACAGAACCCCAGCCAAGAAGGUCUUCAUUACAGUUUGCUUCGAUUUUCAAACCCUAGGCCCUAUGUAUCAACCCCUCCAAGAAGCAUAACAUUGGACAGUUACACAUAUCCAAGUGCUGCUGAAGACUUGUCCCCCAGUGAUGAAAAAGAGGGUAGCACCCCUGCUUUGGCCCCAACAGUUUUACCGCACAAUUGUAACACUUAUAUUUCUACUGGUCGUGAUACAGGAACACCGGGACUUACAACAGACCUCAGUCCCAGCGAAGAAGUAUCCUUACUACGGAGGCAGGUUGGUCGUCUUAAUCGGCGCGUAAUGGCUCUAGAGUUGGACACACAGCAGCGUGCACACAGAGAGAUGAUUAUGUACACCUUGGGGGUUGCGUAUUUCAUUAUCAAAGCAAUACUUUGGAUAAACCGAAACUGAAGGAAUUAAUGGUUAUUUUCUGUAUGAAAUUAUCGCUGCCAUUUACUCAGACAGACUUCCCCUGGAUAUUAAAUGGUGCUUGUUGAAGUGCAAAGUUUUUUUUUCUUGUAAUGAGGAUUUUUCUUGUAUUGAGGAUAUUUACUAGCUUAUAUCCCUUUCAUGGCUUGUUAGGGACUCCAAAACUGCAAUUUUUGUUUUUGUACAUGGACUUUAUUUCUUUCUUUUCUUUUUAAAGCUGUGCUCUGCUUAUGAGCAUUAGAGAAGUUCAUCCCAUGUACAUCAUGAUACUCCAAUAUCUGGCAAGUGUUAUUUUUGAAGGUGUCCUUCUGAACCAUAUGAAACAGCACUUGUCAAAAUUAGUGUAAGUGGCUCCAAUAGCUAUUGCAAAUAAUACAGUAAGUCACUUAAUCCUUCAAGUUACACUGCUUCCAAAGGCUGUAAAAUUUUAGUUUGGAGGUAUUCAUGAAAAAUUUCAGUUUGGAAUGAUUGCAGAAAUGGGGCAUUCAUUAAAAUGAUUUUUUGAUAACAGUACAUUUAAUUGUAGGGUUUUUUGUGCUAUGAUAAAAAACAGCUUUUGUAUGCAAAGCCAUUUUUUAUUAUAUAUUUUUAUUCAUAAAGGGCAAGAUGGAAGUAAUCUUUAUUGAGCUUCCACAUGCAGUUAAUGGCCAGUAUAGCUUAAAAUGAGGUAGUAUUAUCUUACAUAUUUGUUUUCACAAGAGACUUGUUGAUGCUGUGUAGUUAGUUACUUAUAAGUAGCUAAAUAGCAAACCUUACAGUGAAUGGCAGACUAAGUUUUAUACAUUUUUUAAUGUUUGGCCAACAAGAAUUUCAGAAUGCUGAAACUAAACACAGAGGCCUCCCUAAUACAAGUUUUAUAAGACAAGUAUUUUGGUAAGCACAAUUCAGCCUUAAUGGAAUUUUAGCAAUGAUGGCAGUUAAAGAGUAUGAGACUCCAAAAUAUAGGUUCCAACAGGGCAUCAUCAUUUAGCACCCAUACAGGGUCCAGUAUAUACCAAAAUGGCCUAUUCAGGCAGUGUUAGCGUUAGGUUUUUAUAAGUUACAGGCAUAUAUUUUUCUUAGAGCCUGUGUGAAGUACUGUAAAUCCAAGGUUAAUUAGAGUUUGCUGUUGCUUGAGUUAUGGUAAGGUAUGUGACAGAAGUUGCAUAAUUCAUAUUUAAGUAACAUUUUCCUUUACUGUUUACUUUUGAGAAAAGUUUUUUGAAAAUGUUGUUAAAGGUCUCAUCAGAAAAUUGUUAAAAAAUUACAUAGUGGUUUGCAAAAUGUAAUCUAGUUUGUUGUUUUUCUCUAAUAACGCAAAUACAUGUAUUGACAUUGUAUGUAGUGGGUAUUGAGAAGGAACUGGAUAACUGAUGAAUAUAUUCAUUUAUCUUUAAAUUUGAGCCAAGAAUUUGUACUUUAUUUCACCUUCUUCCAUUACCAUAACAAAGCAGUGUAGUUGAAAGCCAGUUAUUUUGAGUGAUAGCAAACUUUGUCAAAGGUAUUGUCCUUUACAAAAUGUCUUUUAAUGUUCUCAGUCUAUGUUUUUUAUUAUUAUUAUUUCACGUAGGCAAAGUAUGUUGUGACAAUAUUAAUUUAUAACAUGUUUCAAAGGCUUAAUUUUGGAACUUGAAAAUUUGAAACAACUUGUGGUGCUUUGCCAUUUCAUUAUUUCAUCCAAGGAUCUUAUUUCUUAUACAGAAUAAUAGAUAACUUGUUUUAGAUGGCGAUAAGAUAAAUUCAGUUGUUAACAGCUCCUUUUUUGUUAUACUUUUAAUUUUUCUAGUAGACUCAAUGUUGCAUCCAAGAUUUAUAGUCAAAGAUAUUCAUUAGUAAAAAAAUUAAAUACUAUUUGUAUGGUAUUAGGCUGAUUAACCAUUGAUGGAGAAAGUCAUCAGAGGAUAUCAAUAAAAAUAUCCUUUUUUGAAUCAUUAAAGAAUGUUCUGAUACAUUCAGUGCUCUUUACAAUGAAGUAUCCUCUCCUUCCACACUUAUAUAACAACCAGAUGUAAAUGUAAUCCUUCUGAUUGUCCUACACUCACAUGCUUUUGAUUAUCUUGACUUUUAAAGCUUGCUUAAGAUGAUGACUAUUUCAUAUAAAAGUUGAAUUUAGGUAAGCAUUUGAUUGUCAUUUUUGUUACGGGUAGUAAUGAGUUCAGCAACCUCAAAGAAAUGGCAAUUUUUUUUUUUACACACCCAGUCAGUUUUGGGUUAGUAAAUGCAAAUUCAGUGUAGUAUAGUACAGUACUUGAAUAAUGUAAAACAGCACUGGACAUGCAAGAUUAGAAUAUCAGAACAAAAAUUUGCAUCAUGUUAUGGCUCCACACAGGAGUGCUGUAGUUUUAAUAGAUUAUUCAACCAAGAAUAAUCUAUUAAAACUACAGCAAGAAUUGACAAUUGAAUUAUUUUAUUUUUAUAACAAGAUUUAGUCUGUAAAGUAUAAACCAGUUGCUCAUUGAAAGAAAGCCAAAAUUAUUGAAACUCCAUAGGAACAAUUAUUGCAAGCGCAUUACUAUAUGUAUAUAAAUAUUUAUAUGAAUUUUGUUUUAGGAUUAGUAAACUGCCUACAUUUGCUUCUUAUGGGGUUUUCUAAAAAGAUUCAGAGGAAUGUCACUUGAGAAAUAACUUGACACAUUUCAUCUCACCUGUACUUCUCUGCAUUGCGUUUAUUCUUCAGGUAAGUUAUGUUGAGUAUGGCUGUGGAUGUGCAGAUUUUGCAUAAUCUUGACUGUUGUGAACAUGGAACUGUCGCUGAGCAUUCCAGGGGUACACAACAAAGACAUGUAAAUAAUUUGUGUGUUUUGUGAUAUUUUGAUUUUAUUUUAGUCAUCUUUUAGACCAACUUGUAUUAAGAUGAGAGAAUUGGGUGUGUAUAUUUUAGAGAAUACAUUUUGACAAAUGUUAGUAAUAAAACAUCAUCAGGGGACAGGUGAUAACUAAAUGUAACCUGUAGUUUAUUUGACAGUUACAUUUCAGUGUAUCCAAGAUUCUUUUAUUUGUAUUGUGAAGCUGUAGUUAUGUCAUUGGUGGAAUCUUCCUUGAAAUUCGGGACCAAAUUUUGGUAGCAAAGGUUUGGUAAAGAACUACUGCUGUUAAACAAAAUGUCAAAUAUUUAAGUCAAGAGAUUAGAAUGUUUAUUAUACAUGUAGUAAUCCUUGACUUUUUCAUCACAUUAAUUUUAUUACAGUUUUGUACAUUAUUUUUCAUAAUAUCCCCUUACAGUUUUGUCAACUUUGUAUGCAAGUGCAUUCAUGUAUAAAUUUGAAAUUAUAGGGACAUAGACUAUAUUGAACAGUUACUCUCUCCUCUUGAAGUUAGUAUAGUACUGUACGUAUUUAGAUUGAUCUCAGUUUCUCUAUAUUUAUAAUAUUUUGUUUCAAGUAAUGUGAAGGAGGUAUUGCAUACUCUUGAGACUGAUAUUAACACUAUACUCUUAGGUAAAAUACUGUUAGGUAAACCUAUCAUGCAGAUUUAUAUAUAUAUGUACACAAUAUUGGAAUUUCCUACUUAGAAAAACAAUGUAGUGGAACAUUUCCACCCCACCCUUUUUGAAGGUUCGGUCAGUUCACAAAAUAAAUUUAGCCGACAGUUUUUGAGCAAGUAUGGCUUACUGGUAUCAAAGGAUGAUACACUGAGGAAAUGCUAUUAAUUCUGGUCAUUUGUACUCUUCCUGUUUCUUUCUUGUGAUGGAUGUUACAUAUUCCAAGUUGUUAAAUAAAAGAUCACUGUUGAUAGCAAUUCUUCUUAGGUAAGCCAUUAUUGCUAUUACAAUUUACUGCUUUUAAAAUAUAUUUCUUCGACUAAUUCUGCUGUUUUUCGUGAAAGUUUAAGGAUAUAAUGACAACACUUGACAUGUUGUGAGAAAGUUCUCAUAUGUCAUAGGUGGAACCUUCAUUACAUUUCUCCCCUUAAAUAAGAUGAUUGAAAUUUCCUAGGAAAUGGUGUAAUGACAUUCUGUGUUGUAAUAUGUGUAUAUACUGCUGUAAAUGUUGCUGAAGACUAAACUGAUAUAUUACACUUUGCUCUUAAACUAUUUAUUCAUGCAUAAGUACUUUUUAGUUCCAGCUUAUGAAAGUUGCCAUUAAAACUUAACCUUUUGAAAGUAAAAUACUUUCUAUAAGCAGGGAUUUGCUUGUGGAAGUAUUAUACUGUCGUGUGGUCACGUUAUACUAAGUAUAGUCCAUUUUGUAGUGCCCUUUGAACAAAGAGAACAGUAUGUGAAUAUGGAUAUUGUUGGAUUGUACUCCAGGCGAGUCAUGUAUUUAAUAAACUUUCCAAAACUGU
Macrobrachium nipponense is the source of this 5084-nucleotide messenger RNA. It is a transcript of the gene Tango11, whose product is annotated as transport and Golgi organization protein 11-like. The transcript is spliced from 6 exons. Bases 36 to 803 code for a protein of 255 amino acids. The record is from RefSeq and is a predicted model, not a curated record. NCBI's taxonomy places the organism in Eukaryota, Metazoa, Arthropoda, Malacostraca, Decapoda, Palaemonidae.